Plasmodium cynomolgi strain B is the source of this 1482-nucleotide messenger RNA. RefSeq names its product diacylglycerol kinase. The record is from RefSeq and is a predicted model, not a curated record. The coding region runs from base 1 to 1482 and encodes 493 amino acids. Lineage: Eukaryota; Apicomplexa; Aconoidasida; Haemosporida; Plasmodiidae. Gene Ontology annotation, molecular function: ATP-dependent diacylglycerol kinase activity. The transcript has 2 exons.
AUGAAGUAUAUUUUUCUGUUUGUCAAUCCUACAGCGGGGGGAAAUAGAGCAUCUAUGUUCACCGACUUUGGAGUCAACGAAAUAAUAUUCCACAAGCCGCACAAGUGCCAUUUCUCCAUUUACAACAUUUUGGAGGGCGAAAAUGGGAAAAAGCCCGGGUUCCUGCACCUCAGUUCUGUGACGAACAGCCCGAGGGAGGCUGAAAUUAAAAGUGAGUCCAUGACCCCUAAGUCGAGGGGCCCUGUUAGCAAAAGUAGCCUCUCCGUGGAGGGGAAAAGCGGCACGCAGAACCGCAAUCCGAGUCAUAACUCCAGUGAGAAGGGAACAAAUAAGCCAAGUAACAGCACAGGAAGUGGUGGGAAGACCAAAGGAGAAGAUCACCACUCCGGUGGUACAAAAAAGGGAAACAACUCGCAAAAGGCAGGUAGUGAUAAUAGUGAUGGCACAGCUGGGGAGGAUGAAAAUAUAUUUGCCUAUGUCCUAGUGGCAGGAGGAGAUGGAACGCUAAACUGGUUUCUAAAAGAAGCAGAACAUUAUGAUAUUAAGGAUGAUAAAAUUGCUGUAGGAGUCAUUCCCUUCGGAACAGGGAACGAUUUUGCCAAAGCGUUCGGAUGGAAAAAAAUGGAUGGCUUUUUUAACUAUACCUUUUUAUUUGAUAUUUUAAAAAAAAUAGUAGAUCAAACAUUCAAGUCCAAAAUUGAGAAGCAUGAUUAUUGGAACGUACAUGUGUUGUUGAAGGAAGAUGGGUAUUUUAAUAAAAUCAGUUCGAGGACAAAAAAGAAGGAAACGUUAAUAGAAAAUGAACAAAAUGUGAAAACUUUGAAAUUGUGCAUGAGCAAUUACUUCAGUAUAGGGAUAGAUUCAAGGAUAGGUAGAGGGUUUGAAAGGCACAGACAGAAGAGUGCCUUUAUUAAUAAACUCAUUUACGUCAUUGAGGGAUUUAAAAAAAUUAUUUUUAAAAAAAAUACUCCUGUUAAUUUAAUUAUUGACAAAAUGGUUACUGGCAAAAAUUACGAUAAUGUUAUUUUUACGACUAGCCAUAAUGACAGCACAUCUUCUUCUUCUCCUCCUCCCCCUCUCCUCAAAAAAGCAAUGAGCAUCAUAUGCGUGAACAUUCCUUCGUACUCCUCUGGAAAUGACAUAUGGAAUUAUACGCAUAAAAUUGGGUUAAAAUUACCAAAGGAUUUACCUUCGGAGCAGAAAAAAGUGUAUAAAGAUUUAAAAAAAUCUCAACAGGAGGUGGGGGAUGGUGUGCUGGAGUUUGUCAUUUAUCAGUCAGGGGUAGACUUGGGGUUGGAAUUCACCCUCAGGGGUAGGGCCUUUAGGGUUCACCAGGGAAUUGGCCCGUGGAAAAUACUUUUUAAGGAGCAAGUGUGUAAUGUUUAUUUUCAGGUGGAUGGGGAGUACUACCUCAUGUCGUUUCCCGACAGCAUCUCCAUCGACCAUUACAAGAAGAUCAACGUGUUGAAGAAUAUGGUGUGA